AUUUUGAAAUAAAAUAGUACUUAAGGAUAAAGCAAAAUAGGUUAGGGUUUUAACCUUUUGGGCAUCCAUUUCAUAGGGUUUUCUGAAAGGAAAAGCUCGGUGGUUUUGCGUUUCAUCAGAUUUGCGGAAGCCUCUGAUUUGGGAGUUGUGUUGGUGGUGGUGAUUGGAUUUGAGCCGUUGGAUUGACCUUUGAUCUGGGCUUUUGCGCCCUGCGGCUGGUUAAAUCCAUGAUCAUCAGCGUCCCAUGGACCCUUCUCCUGUGCGAACCACUCCACCUCUCGAAGAAGAAGAUGAGUGGGACACUGAUGGAUUUGUGAUUCCAAGCUUGGUGAUUGAAGAGCAAGAUAGCAGUAAUCACAAUGCUCCAACGUUAGAAGCUUCAAAACCACCAUCUCCAAAGGCCAAAAAAGAAGAGAAGAUCUACUUAGGACCGCACGGGGCUCCUCCUUUGCAAUCAAAGCAGCAAGAGGUAAACCCUAGUAGCCGUAAGCAGAAGUACAAGCAGAAACUGAAGGAAGCAGAUAAGAAAAGUACCAGGACAGGCCGAGAGAAUAAGUUGGAGAAUCUGAGAGAGCUUGUGGGUGGGAAAGGAAGCAGCAGCAUGGCAAAGGGUUCUAACAGGGAUUGGUUAGACCCACACUGUCACGAGUCUCAGUUUGAGAAGUGGAACACCCAGUGAUUAGAGUAUCGCAUGUUUUGAAUUGCUCGAAACAUUUGAAUUUGGCAUCCCGAUCGUGUUAGGUUUUGAUCUUUUAUAUCUAUGGAGACAUUUGAAGCCAUGUAUCUUGACAACAAUGUUUUAGUUGAAUCUUCCACCAUUAUUCCAGAA
Molecule: messenger RNA, 829 nt
Organism: Pyrus x bretschneideri (Chinese white pear)
Lineage: Eukaryota; Viridiplantae; Streptophyta; Magnoliopsida; Rosales; Rosaceae
Exons: 4
Coding region: 245-679 (144 amino acids)
Source: RefSeq, a predicted model, not a curated record